GACGCAGGCCAUUUUCGAUUAGGAAGCGGAACUGGUCAACGAUUAUUUCCACUGAAAUAUCUCUUCUUCAUGGAACCCUAAUUCACACAUUUGCAAUCGAAUCCCCAAUUUUUUUCCAUAAUGUCAGCUAUACCAUUCAUUUCUCAUUGAUUAUUGAUUGUUGUUGUUCAAUUUUUAAGUUGAAGAGUGAGUGAGUAUUGAUGGAGGGAAAUUCGAGUGGUGGCGGUGGCGGUGGUGGUGGAAACGACGUAGAGUUGCUGUGCAAGACGUUACAGGUAGAACACAAGCUUUUCUAUUUCGACCUGAAGGAGAAUCCACGUGGACGAUACCUGAAAAUCUCGGAGAAAACGUCGGCAACAAGGUCUACUAUAAUUGUACCAUUCAACGGCAUCUCAUGGUUCCUUGAUCUCUUCAAUUACUAUGUCAAUUCAGAUGACCAGGACGUCUUUAGCAAAGAACUCCAGCUUGAUACCAAGGUGUUUUACUUUGAUGUAGGGGAGAAUAGGCGAGGGCGCUUUCUGAAGGUCUCUGAAGCAUCUGUUAGCAGGAACCGUAGUACCAUUAUUGUUCCAGCAGGAAGUGCCCGGGAUGAGGGAUGGGCAGCAUUUAGGAAUAUUUUGGCAGAGAUUAACGAAGCCUCAAGGCUAUUUAUUUCGCCCAAUCAGCAGACUUCGGAAACCUCAGAGCGUCUUGGGCUUUCAGAUGAUGUAGGAGCUGGUUUUAUAUCCAGUCACUCUUCUCAAUCUGCCCCCACAGCUGAUUUGACUGUAGAACGGACCAUUGAUUUGCCAGCAGCUGACGAAGUUAGUAACCUGGGGGUCUCCAAAGUAAUCAGGGUUGACCAGAAGAGGUUCUUCUUUGAUCUUGGGAAUAACAAUCGGGGCCAUUUCUUACGAAUAUCUGAGGUAGCAGGUUCUGAUCGCUCUUCAAUAAUUCUUCCCCUUUCUGGCCUGAAACAGUUUUAUGAAAUGGUGGGUCACUUUGUAGAGAUAAGCAAAGAUCGCCUCGAAGGAAUUACAGGUGCAAAUGUUCGGACAAUUGACUCCCCGCAGAGAUGAUUGGUGAUGACUGGUUGUCUAAGGCGUGGAACCAUGUACUGCAGAUAAUGGGCGGACAACUGUGAUUCCUGUGUUAAUUUUCUGCCUGGUCAUUGCGUGUUUCAAGUUGAAUAAAAUGGUAUCCCUGUUAUAAGCUGGAAAUAUGAAGUCAAAUGUCAAUCAUCAAUAGGAGGGGAAUAAGAGAAUAAGCCAUUAUGUAAGCUGAAGGAUUAUAGCAUAAAAUGGCACACUCGUAUUCAAUUUCAUCUUUGCUAUUUUAGGUGUGAUUUAAGCUUCUUCUAUGUGUGAGAAACUCUCCGCUAUGGCUUGGGCUAAACAUAAUCCUAGGUUGCUGCUAAGUUUGGUUAUUCAAUAUCACGAAUUGUUUGAA
Messenger RNA from Solanum stenotomum, 1428 nucleotides. Its product is annotated as transcription factor Pur-alpha 1. Gene Ontology annotation, biological process: regulation of transcription by RNA polymerase II. The coding region runs from base 201 to 1058 and encodes 285 amino acids. The transcript has 5 exons. Gene Ontology annotation, molecular function: RNA polymerase II transcription regulatory region sequence-specific DNA binding; DNA-binding transcription factor activity, RNA polymerase II-specific; purine-rich negative regulatory element binding. The record is from RefSeq and is a predicted model, not a curated record. NCBI's taxonomy places the organism in Eukaryota, Viridiplantae, Streptophyta, Magnoliopsida, Solanales, Solanaceae. Gene Ontology annotation, cellular component: nucleus.